Molecule: messenger RNA, 1398 nt
Organism: Pongo pygmaeus (Bornean orangutan)
Lineage: Eukaryota; Metazoa; Chordata; Mammalia; Primates; Hominidae
Gene: NCF4
Product: neutrophil cytosolic factor 4
Exons: 10
Coding region: 182-1201 (339 amino acids)
Biological process (GO): superoxide anion generation; phagocytosis; respiratory burst
Cellular component (GO): cytoplasm; NADPH oxidase complex
Molecular function (GO): superoxide-generating NADPH oxidase activator activity; protein binding; phosphatidylinositol binding
Source: RefSeq, a predicted model, not a curated record
GGAGGAGCCUCUGCCAGAGUGGAGAGAAGCAGGCCUGAGCCUCCCCAAAGGCAGCUCCUGGGGACUCCCAGGACCGCAGGCUGAGACGAGAAGCAGGGUGGCUGGAGGAAGUGAGAGGUGAACUCAGCCUGGGACUGGCUGGGUGAGACUCUCCACCUGCUCCCUGGGACCAUCGCCCACCAUGGCCGUGGCCCAGCAGCUGCGGGCCGAGAGUGACUUUGAACAGCUUCCAGAUGACGUUGCCAUCUCGGCCAACAUUGCCGACAUCGAGGAGAAGAGAGGCUUUACCAGCCACUUUGUUUUCGUCAUCGAGGUAAAGACAAAAGGAGGAUCCAAGUACCUCAUCUACCGCCGCUACCGCCAGUUCCAUGCUUUGCAGAGCAAGCUGGAGGAGCGCUUCGGGCCAGACAGCAAGAGCAGUGCCCUGGCUUGUACCCUGCCCACACUCCCAGCCAAAGUCUAUGUGGGUGUGAAACAGGAGAUCGCCGAGAUGCGGAUACCUGCCCUCAACGCCUACAUGAAGAGCCUGCUCAGCCUGCCGGUCUGGGUGCUGAUGGAUGAGGACGUCCGGAUCUUCUUUUACCAGUCGCCCUAUGACUCAGAGCAGGUGCCCCAGGCACUCCGCCGGCUCCGCCCACGCACCCGGAAAGUCAAGAGCAUGUCUCCACAAGGCAACAUUGUUGACCGCAUGGCAGCUCCGAGAGCAGAGGCUCUAUUUGACUUCACUGGAAACAGCAAACUGGAGCUGAAUUUCAAAGCAGGAGAUGUGAUCUUCCUCCUCAGUCGGAUCAACAAAGACUGGCUGGAGGGCACUGUCCGGGGAGCCACAGGCAUCUUCCCUCUCUCCUUCGUGAAGAUCCUCAAAGACUUCCCUGAGGAGGACGACCCCACCAACUGGCUGCGUUGCUACUACUACGAAGACACCAUCAGCACCAUCAAGGACAUCGCGGUGGAGGAAGAUCUUAGCAGCACUCCCCUAUUGAAAGACCUGCUGGAGCUCACUAGGCGGGAGUUCCAGAGGGAGGACAUCACUCUGAAUUACCGGGACGCUGAGGGGGAUCUGGUUCGGCUGCUGUCGGAUGAGGACGUGGCACUCAUGGUGCGGCAGGCUCGCAGCCUCCCCUCCCAGAAGCGCCUCUUCCCCUGGAAGCUGCACAUCACGCAGAAGGACAACUACAGGGUCUACAACACGAUGCCAUGAGCUGACGGUGUGGUGUCCCUGGAGCAGUGAGGGGACACCAGCAAGAACCUUCAGCUCUCAGAGGAGAUUAGGACCAGGAAAACCUGGGAGGACGGGUGGACUUCCCAUCUUUGAGGCUAAUGGACCCGUGGGGCUUGUAAUCUGUCUCUUUCUACUCUUUACAUCUGAUUUAAAUAAACCAUUCCAUCUGAAAGGGG